Closterium sp. NIES-67 is the source of this 4201-nucleotide messenger RNA. The record is from the annotation of a GenBank genome assembly. NCBI's taxonomy places the organism in Eukaryota, Viridiplantae, Streptophyta, Zygnematophyceae, Desmidiales, Closteriaceae.
AUUGCCGAGCCCCGCGAGGGAAAAGAGGCUAGUGAGGAAGCAGAUCAUUAUCUGCUGUCAGGGUCGCGAUGCGGUGCACCAGAUGCGGCUAAUCGCAUGUGCAGGCAGCUCCAGGCUUGGCCUUUCGAACCGAUUAGGAAGGUAGCGAGUUGAGAAAAUCACCAGUCACGCGUGAAUUGCGGCGAGGUGCUGCUCUGGUCGCGCGGAAGUUAAGCCGACUCGGCUUAAUGUCUCGUACAACCUAGGCUUGAGUUGGACUAAGCGAAUUGCGCGAGUGUGGUAGAGAGCGGAUGCUGCGGAAGGGACGUACAAACAGUUGGUGCUCGGAAAACCGACUACUAGUUAAAGCUGUCCUGGCGAUUAUUACAGCUGUCUCGCCUGAUAGAUUCUAGUGGUCGGCCCUCGUUACAGGCACUGGCACACUCCAGUUAACAAUCGCUCCCUCUCAGCCGUGCUCCCGUUACAGCCACUAACACAGUGACUGACGGCCUUGCAACUCCCUUGAGUUGGUUUUUGAGAAUUCUCAAAAGGCGCCUAGCAUGUCGAAGCAGCCGACAGCAGCGCUACCGCCGUACCCGGAUCGGUUCUAUAUCGCGGCUCGGUACGCGGCAAUCCCGGGGACCGUGGAUAUUCCCGAGGGGUCGGGCAACUCCACGCAGUACUCCGAUCUCACGUGCCUAGCGCUCUACUCGCUGUACCAGCAGGCGGUACACGGCCCAUGCAACAAGCCGAAGCCAUGGGCGUGGAACAUAGUGGAGCUCGCCAAAUGGCAGAGUUGGACGGAGCUGGGCAAAAUGGCGCCAGUAGAGGCCAUGCGGCUGUUCGUGCGGGCGCUGGAGGAGGAGGACCCGAAUUGGUGGGCCAAUGCUCAACUACUGGAAGCAUCCGACCCGGCAGCACUAUCCGGGGCCUUCCCACAGACCUACCCUGAUGGCUACCCUGCGAUGAACGGAGCUGGCUUCCACCAAGGGGCCGCUGUGGAGGACACGGGCGUGAUGGGAGUGCUGCGGAGUAGUGACUGCGUCAACAAGUGGGUCGCUGCGCCCGUCACUGGGAGAAAGCCCUCAGCCAGAUACCAGCAUGCGGCAGAGAUCCUGGACGGGCGAAUGUACAUCGUAGGCGGCAACAGAGCCAGGUUCACCAGCGACGCGCAUGUGCUGGACCUCGCCACUCUCUCCUGGUCCAAGAUGGAGCUCUCGUCACCUGCCAACGCACUCCCACCCUGUGCAGGUCACAGCCUGGUCAUUCUAGACGAGGUCACUCUGCUGUGCAUAGGAGGGUUUUUCAAGAAUGGCACCGAGAAGAUGACAGUGCGGGCAUUGGAUGUGAGCACCAAGACGUGGAGGGUGAUGAAGGCACGAGGCCAAAUACCCUGCGCCCGGGGCGGGCACAGCACAGCCAAGGUGGGGUCCACUGUGUGGGUGUUCGGCGGGGAGGACUCCAAGAGGCGCCUUUUGAAUGACGUCUACAGCCUUGACCUCACCACGUUUGUGUGGGACAAGCUGGAGACCACGGGAACCCCACCGGUGCCCAGAGCGGGGCACACGGCCACGGUGUACAACGAGCACUACCUCACCAUCUUCGGAGGCGGCUCCCACUCCGUGUGCUUCAAUGACGUGCACGUGCUGGACCUGGACGCGGCUGAGUGGUCCCAUGCAGAGACGUACGGCAAGGUGCCAUCCCCAAGGGCUGGCCUGGUGGGAGUGGCGUUUGGGAGCUUCUGGUUCAUCAUGGGAGGUGGGGACAACCACGGGGGGGUGUCCGAAACCAUGCUGCUGGAUCUCGACUCGCUGGUCUGGUCGGUGGUUACCACAUCGCUUGAAAAGACUCCACUGGCCUCAGAAGGCUUGUCAGUGGUACCUGUAGGAACAUCCCUGGGCCCUGUGCUAAUAGCUUUCGGUGGUUAUAACGGGCGGUACAAUAACGAGGUAUUCCUGCUGCUUCCGGACACUGCUGCCCUGCUCAGAGCAGCAGAGGAGGAGGAGGAAGCUGCCGCUACAGCCGCGACUGCUACAGCCACUGCUGCUGCUACUGGCGUUUCGGAUUCAGCAGCAAAGGACGCAUCCAAACAACCACCAGCACCAGCACCAGCAGCAGCAGCAUCUGAAAGCAACAACUCUCGACCUGCCGCGACCACCACCGCCGCAACGGCAGCAGCAGCAGCAGCAGCAGCAGCUCCAACACCGGCACCGUCCAAAGCUUCCCUACCCCCAAUGCCCCCUCAAGCACCCAUUCCUUCUGGUGCCGCUGCUGCUCUUGGCCCCAUGCCUUCAGCUCCUGCCGCAAUGGACACAGCACCCCACACCAUGGGGGCGGGUGCUGCCGGUGCCAGUGCUGGGGGCAAGCAGAUGGUUCGGGCAGGGUCAGCUUCCAACAUCAUUGGAGGCACCCUGUCAGGUGGAAUUCCAGGUGGUUCUGCUGUGCCGGUGCCUGGUCACGGGCCGUCGCUGUCGGCUGGGGCAGUUGUGUUGGAUGACGUUGAGUUGUCGCCAACAGCACGGGACGCGGUGCUACUGGCGCAGCUGGAAGAGGCUGAAGCAGCCGCCACCAGAGCUGAGAAAGUCGCCCUCAAUGCAAGAGCAGAAGCCAGUCAAACAGCAGCAGAGGCACGUGCCGAUGCGUGGGCCGCUAUUGCCAAGGCGCAGAUGGAGGUGGACCUGCUGAAGCAGCAUCUGGCGACGGCCAUCAAGGCGAAGCAGCAGGCUGAGGAUGAGAUGGCGGAGGGGCAGGCCAAGGUUGUGGCGGCCCAGGCAGCUUCCGCAAGUGCUCAGGCUGAGGCGGGGCAAAUCAGGAAGGACUUGAACGAGUGCAGAAUAAAGGUGCAUGAGCUGGAGGGCGAGCUGGCGAAGAAGUCAGGGUCGGACGGGGGAAUGGCCACCCUUCAAAAGGACUAUGCUGCGCUGAAGAAUGCCUUGGCCGAUAUGGAACAGGAGCUGACGACGGCCAGAACGACCCUGGCAGCAGAGCAAGCGCGGUGCUUCCGGCUGGAAGUGGAAGUAGCAGAGUACAGGCAGCGGCUGGCCGGGAUGGCGGAUCUAGAGAGGGAGGUGGAGCUGCUCCAGCGGCAGCAGGCUGCCAGUGAUGCCAUGGCUGCUGCAAGUGCUGGCAAGGGGAAAGGCUGGCUGGCGGGGAUGGCGGAUCUAGAGAGGGAGGUGGAGCUGCUGCAGCGGCAGCAGGCUGCCAGUGAUGCCAUGGCUGCUGCUAGCACUGGCAAGGGGAUGGGAUGGUGGGGAGGGGGGCGGUAAAUUGUUGUUGGGGGAGGGGGGGGGAGGCGAGAGGAGUGAAGGCUGGCGGGCAUGGUGGAUCUAGAGAGGGAGGUGGAGCUGCUGCAACGGCAGCAGGCUGCUACUGAUGCCAUGGCUGCUGCUAGCGCUGGCAAGGGGAAGGGAUGGUGGGGAGGAGGGCGGUGAUUUGGGGGGAGAGGGGGGUAAGAGAGGAGCGAAGGCUGGCAGGUAAAGUGGCGGAGUACAGGCAGAGGCUGGCGGGGAUGGCGGAUCUAGAGAGGGAGGUGGAGCUGCUGCAGCAGCAGCAGGCUGCCAGCGACGCCAUGGCUGAAGCUAAUGCCGGGAAGGGCAAAGGCUGGUGGGGAGGGGGGAGGUAGUGGGGACGGAAAUCAGGAAGGUGCUUCCGGCGGGCAGGUGAAUUGAAGAGACAGGUGGGCAGCAGAGGAGGGCACUGACUGGUUGGGCGGGGAUGGCGGAUCUAGAGAGGGAGGUGGAGCUGCUGCAGUGGCAGCAGGCUGCUACUGAUGCCAUGGCUGCUGCUGCUGGUGCUGGCAAGGAGAAGGGCUGGUGGGAGGGGGGUGGCGGUUAUUGGGACGAGGCAUAUAGAGGGUUGGAGGGAAGCAUUUUGAGAAGCCGGUGGGCGCCGGGUGCAAGGAUGAUACACGUAUUGUUGUCCUGCGUGUGUUGUGAUGUGGUGGUGCUUGCUCACAUUGCUGUGAGAGGAAUGAUUUAUUGAUUGGUUGCUUCUUAUGGUGGAUUUGUUUGGUCGUGUCAAGUCCGGUCGUGAUGAUUCUGUUAAACCAAGAGCAGGCAGGAAGAGUGAUACUGUAAACCCCCGGAUAUAUGACCCUAGGGUCUUGAAUCAUACCCUGGAGAAUUUAGGGGGUGGGUCUUGAAUGAGGAGUUGCAAAUAAGUUACGAGGGACUUAAGGUGUACGCCUAUGGAAUGUGUGAUUGGAAGUGUAAUUCAGCGUCCC